AGUCGGCUUGCUCGAAAUGACAUCCAGUCAGAGAAGUGGUCAAUCAGCAAGCACACUCAGCUCAGUCCCACCGAUGCUUUUGGAACCAUUGAGUUCCAAGGUGGAGGUCACUCGAAUAAAGCCAUGUAUGUGCGUGUGUCUUUUGACACAAAGCCUGAUCUUCUUCUACACUUGAUGACCAAGGAAUGGCAGCUUGAACUUCCCAAACUUCUCAUCUCUGUGCACGGAGGUCUCCAGAAUUUUGAACUUCAACCAAAGCUCAAGCAAGUCUUUGGGAAAGGCCUCAUUAAAGCUGCCAUGACAACUGGAGCAUGGAUAUUUACUGGAGGAGUAAACACAGGAGUUAUUCGGCAUGUUGGGGAUGCACUGAAAGACCAUGCCUCCAAGUCAAGAGGGAAGAUCUGCACUAUUGGAAUAGCUCCCUGGGGAAUUGUAGAAAAUCAAGAGGAUCUGAUUGGCAAGGAUGUGGUACGACCAUACCAAACAAUGUCCAAUCCAAUGAGUAAGCUGACGGUACUCAACAGUAUGCACUCUCACUUUAUACUGGCUGAUAAUGGGACCACAGGAAAAUAUGGUGCAGAAGUGAAACUUCGCAGACAGUUGGAAAAGCACAUCUCACUCCAGAAGAUAAAUACAAGGAUUGGGCAAGGUGUCCCAGUGGUGGCUCUCAUUGUGGAAGGAGGACCCAACGUUAUUUCUAUCGUCCUUGAAUAUCUACGUGACACUCCUCCAGUUCCUGUUGUAGUUUGUGAUGGCAGUGGGCGGGCGUCUGACAUCCUGGCAUUUGGUCACAAGUACUCCGAAGAAGGAGGACUUAUCAAUGAAUCUCUGAGGGACCAAUUGCUUGUCACCAUCCAGAAGACCUUCACCUAUACCCGGACCCAGGCCCAGCAUCUCUUCAUAAUCCUCAUGGAAUGCAUGAAGAAGAAAGAACUGAUUACAGUGUUUCGCAUGGGAUCAGAAGGACACCAAGAUAUUGACCUGGCCAUCUUGACAGCUUUGCUGAAAGGCGCAAAUGCAUCUGCUCCAGAUCAACUGAGUCUAGCAUUAGCCUGGAACAGAGUAGACAUCGCUCGCAGCCAGAUUUUUAUUUAUGGGCAACAGUGGCCGGUGGGAUCUCUUGAGCAAGCCAUGUUGGAUGCCCUCGUGUUGGACAGAGUAGAUUUUGUAAAAUUGCUCAUAGAGAAUGGAGUAAGCAUGCACCGUUUUCUCACCAUCUCCAGACUAGAGGAAUUGUACAAUACGAGACACGGACCAUCCAACACUUUGUAUCAUCUUGUCAGAGAUGUCAAAAAGCGUGAAUAUCCAGGUUUCGGUUGGAUCUAUUUUAAGGGAAAUCUUCCUCCAGAUUACAGAAUCAGUCUAAUUGACAUUGGCCUGGUGAUUGAGUACCUCAUGGGAGGAGCUUACCGCUGCAAUUAUACUCGGAAACGCUUCCGAACCCUCUAUCACAACUUAUUUGGCCCCAAGAGACCCAAAGCCCUGAAACUGCUGGGAAUGGAAGAUGAUGUCCCACUGCGGAGGGGAAGAAAAACAACCAAGAAGCGAGAGGAAGAAGUGGACAUUGAUCUUGAUGAUCCUGAGAUUAACCAUUUCCCUUUUCCCUUCCAUGAGUUGAUGGUGUGGGCUGUGCUAAUGAAGCGUCAGAAGAUGGCCCUCUUUUUCUGGCAGCAUGGAGAGGAAGCCAUGGCUAAGGCUUUAGUGGCCUGUAAGCUCUGCAAAGCCAUGGCCCACGAAGCAUCCGAGAAUGAUAUGGUGGAUGACAUAUCUCAGGAGUUAAAUCAUAACUCCAGGGAUUUUGGCCAGCUGGCAGUGGAGCUCCUGGACCAAUCCUACAAGCAGGAUGAGCAGCUGGCAAUGAAACUGCUGACCUACGAGCUGAAGAACUGGAGCAAUGCCACGUGCCUGCAACUCGCAGUGGCAGCCAAGCAUCGCGAUUUCAUUGCUCACACUUGUAGCCAAAUGCUGCUCACAGACAUGUGGAUGGGCAGACUCCGGAUGCGCAAAAAUUCCAGCCUAAAGGUAAUUCUAGGAAUUCUACUUCCUCCUUCAAUUCUCAGCUUGGAGUUCAAGAACAAAGAUGACAUGCCUUACAUGUCUCAGGCUCAAGAGAUCCAACUUCAAGAAAAAGAGCCAGAGGAACCAGAAAAACCAGUGAAAGAAAAAGAAGAGGAGGACAUGGAACUCACAGCCAUCAGCAAGAGCUGUCCCCAAGAUCUUAUCUGCGGGCAAGCAGAAGGCUCUGCCUACAAGACCCAAAAUUCAGGGAAGCAGAAGACGCUAGGCACAAGAUCAGCCUACAGGACCCCUAUGCAGGCAAUGUUGGGACGUGGCAAUGGGGAAUCUUCAAGAAAGAAGGAGGAAGAGGAAGUUCAGAGCAGAUACAGAUUGAUCCCCUUUGGGCGCAAGAUCUAUGAGUUCUACAAUGCACCAAUUGUUAAAUUUUGGUUCUACACUAUGGCAUACAUUGGGUACCUGAUGCUGUUCAAUUAUAUUGUGUUGGUGAAGAUGGAUCGUUGGCCUUCCACACAGGAGUGGAUUGUUAUCUCAUAUAUUUUCACAAUGGGAAUAGAGAAGAUGAGAGAGAUAUUAAUGUCAGAACCUGGGAAGCUGCUGCAAAAGGUGAAAGUGUGGCUCCAAGAGUACUGGAACGUUACUGACCUCAUUGCUAUUCUCCUGUUUUCUGUGGGAAUGGUGCUUCGCCUGCAAGAUCAGCCAUUUAGGAGUGAUGGCCGUGUCAUAUACUGUGUCAACAUCAUUUACUGGUAUAUCCGACUGCUAGACAUCUUCGGGGUGAACAAGUAUUUGGGGCCAUAUGUAAUGAUGAUUGGGAAAAUGAUAGACAUGAUGUAUUUUGUCAUUAUUAUGUUGGUGGUUCUGAUGAGCUUUGGUGUGGCAAGACAGGCGAUACUUUUCCCCAAUGAGGAGCCUUCCUGGAAACUGGCAAAGAAUAUUUUUUACAUGCCGUAUUGGAUGAUCUAUGGGGAAGUGUUUGCAGACCAGAUAGACCCUCCUUGUGGUCAGAAUGAAACCAGAGAGGAUGGGAAAAUAAUUCAGCUGCCUCCCUGCAAAACAGGAGCAUGGAUCGUUCCUGCCAUCAUGGCUUGCUACCUCUUGGUUGCAAACAUCCUUCUGGUGAACCUGCUCAUUGCUGUUUUUAACAACACCUUUUUUGAAGUUAAAUCGAUAUCUAACCAAGUAUGGAAGUUUCAGCGGUAUCAGCUUAUUAUGACAUUCCAUGAAAGACCAGUCUUGCCCCCUCCACUCAUCAUCUUCAGUCACAUGACUAUGAUAUUUCAACACAUAUGCUGUCGAUGGCGGAAGCAUGAUAGUGACCCUGAUGAAACGGACUAUGGACUGAAGCUUUUUAUAACUGAUGAUGAACUGAAAAAAGUUCAUGAUUUUGAAGAACAAUGUAUAGAAGAGUAUUUCAGAGAGAAAGAUGAUAGAUUCAAUUCGUCCAAUGAUGAGAGAAUCCGAGUUACCUCUGAAAGGGUAGAGAAUAUGGCCAUGCGAUUAGAAGAAGUGAAUGAACGAGAGCAUUGCAUGAAGGCUUCACUUCAGACUGUAGACAUCCGGCUUGCUCAACUGGAAGACAUGAUAGGGCGAAUGGCUACAGCCUUAGAUAAGCUUACUGGCCUAGACAGAGGGGAGGCCACUAAGAUACGGUCUCGAACAUCCUCUGACUGUACUGACACAGCCUAUAUUGUCCGACAGAGCAGCUUCAACAGCCAGGAGGGAAACACAUACAAACUUCAAGAGAGCAUUGAUCCCACGGGAGAGGAGUCCAUGUCACCAACCUCUCCAACUGCCAUGCCCCGCUUGCGAAGUCACUCCUUCUAUGCAGUGAACAUGAAGGAGAAGUGCGGGUUGGAGAAAUUUGAAAGCAUUUUCAAAGAAAGGUCCCUCAGCCUCCACCGUGCCAGUAGUUCUCACUCUGUCUCAAAAGAGCAAAAAAUCCCUUCUUUAGUGCCUACAAGCACUCUGUCAAUUGCUCCAGACUCCAGACGGCCUUCCUCUUGCAUAGACAUUUAUGUCUCAGCCAUGGAUGAGCUGCAGUCUGUCAUAGAACCCCUUGACAGUUCAAUGAACAUCCUUGGGACUGGAGAUCCAGCUCUCCAAGCUCAAAUAGCUUCCAGUGUUGUCUCCAGUAGUGCUUAUGUUAGCGGUACUCCGGGUGAUAGAAUUUCUGGCAGGAGUAUUGAUUAUGAAGAUCAAUCGAUGGAAACUAGAGUGUUUUCUUCAGACUAUUCACAAAUUGCAGAUUGCUCAAACCCCUGGGAAUCGGACCCCCCCAUGUACCAUACUUUGGAGAGGUCUAAAAGCAGCCGAUACCUGGCUACAACCCCAUUUAUUUUAGAGGAAGCACCGAUAGUAAAAUCUCACAGUUUCAUGUUCUCUCCUUCACGGAGCUAUUUCAGCAGCCUUGGAGUGCCAGUCAAAACAGCAGAGUACACAAGCAUUACAGACUGCAUUGAUACAAGGUGUGUCAGUGCUCCUCAAACCAUUGCAGAAAGGUCAAGCUUCCCUGGAGUUCAUGGAGACAAAAUUGAUGACUUAGGAUGCUGCCACCCAGAGAGGGAAGCAGAACUAAGUCACCCAAGCUCUGACAAUGAGGAUACCGAAACCAAAGACAAAAAAGCAGUUCCCUUGUCAUCUCAAGAUAGCAAUACAUCUAGAACAUUGUCCAACAAUAUCCCUCUUCCAAAAAUAGAGAGAGCCAACAGUUACUCUGCAGAUGAGUCCAACUUGUUGUAUGCACAUACAAAGAAAAGCUACUCCAUCAGUGAUAAACUUGACAGGCAGCGCAAUGCAACGAGCCUCCGAAGUACAUUCCAGAGGAGCAAGUCAUCCAGACCAGAGAACAGGUCAGACACCUUAUCAAUGAGAAGACUCUCUAGAACAGGUGCCUUCCAUAGCUUUGAGAGCAAGCACAGUUAGAGAUAAUAUGUGCAUCAUAACAAGAAGAAUUGUCUGAGACUUGUCUGCUCUCCAGUUUUUUCAUUAGCAGAAUGAAGUAACUUCAGACCAUUCUAUGUCAGCAACAGCGGACGUCUGCCAACAGUGAAGUUAGCACUUUCAUAAUAUGUCAAGCACUGAGGUUCUGUAUCUUGACCUAGUUGGCAUUUGCACUUAAUGGGAGGGGGAGGGGGGAAGGAAAAAUUAUAGAGACAUUUAAAUAAAAAUAAAAAUGGGUGAACAGUUUAAGAAAUCUGCCUUUCAAAAUAGGGAUAUAUUGGUUUGAAAGAGAAACAAAAUAACAUGCAUACAAAGAGGGUAUUUUGACUAUGCUGGUUUCCACCUCAGUACCAUCGCUGUGACAGCUAGUGAGGGCAUCUUUGUAUUACUCUAUAGAAAGUGAAAACAAAGUAGCCGUCAACUUUCCCCAGAUUUCUCACAUCCCUAUACUUCUGCCUGAUCAUUGUAAAAAGAAGUUAGCUAACACGCUCACCAUUCACCUGUAUCCUUUUUGUAUUAACUUGUAGGGGCACAAAUGUCUAUAUUUACAAGAAGAGAAGAAGAGAUGCCUUUUGUAUAGCAGCAUGAGGGAAAGGGAAGAAUUUGUGUGUAGCCACACGAUUUCCUGUUUUAAAUGGGAUUUUUAGCACUGUUGAGCAAGCUCAGGAGGAAUGUAAUUAAGUGGAAUAGUAAAUAUUUAUUUUUUUAAGCACGGGUAUCAGUUUAGAAAGUAUUUCAUGGGACUUUGUUAAAAUGUCAUAGUGAGAAGGUAGCAAAAAUAAGAACUGGCACCCUGUUCUCACUGUUCUGUGCAACAUGCCCAUCUCAUGCACUAUUUUCAAACUAUUUUCAUUCAUUGUCACUGCCAUAUUCUUCUACCAGUUCCUCCAUUUAGCUGCCAUUAUUUCAUUUUAAGGCAUGGUUAUAACUGAACAUUUUGGUGUUAAUAGUAUUGUAUGUUUAUCGUGUGGUCUGAACUUGGGUGAGCGCAGAACAACUGGAGAUGUUGAAUGAUGUUCUGUGACAAAACAAAUCCUUUUUAGAAGUUAGUUGAAGCACCGAAGUGAAAUUAACAUUUCUGGUAACUGCAAAAGCCAUUCCUUUAAGUAUGCUUCCUUCCGUUGUCUAGAAAGGCAAGACAGCAAAACAAUAAUACCCUGCCCUGGUAUGCAAGAGCCAUCUCCCCCUCUGUCUCCCUCAGCCCCACCCU
This is a messenger RNA of Lacerta agilis (Sand lizard), 6169 nucleotides long. RefSeq names its product transient receptor potential cation channel subfamily M member 3 (gene TRPM3). Gene Ontology annotation, molecular function: monoatomic cation channel activity. The record is from RefSeq and is a predicted model, not a curated record. The transcript is spliced from 25 exons. Bases 124 to 4941 code for a protein of 1605 amino acids. Gene Ontology annotation, biological process: protein tetramerization; monoatomic cation transmembrane transport. Gene Ontology annotation, cellular component: membrane. Lineage: Eukaryota; Metazoa; Chordata; Lepidosauria; Squamata; Lacertidae.